Molecule: messenger RNA, 726 nt
Organism: Achroia grisella
Lineage: Eukaryota; Metazoa; Arthropoda; Insecta; Lepidoptera; Pyralidae
Product: histidine-rich glycoprotein-like
Exons: 1
Coding region: 1-726 (241 amino acids)
Source: RefSeq, a predicted model, not a curated record
AUGAAGGUGGCCCUGGCGCUGAGUUGCUUGGGUAUACUCCUAGCUGUAGCCCACGCACGGGACUUGCGGGAGAAACGGGACGCAGAUCUUGAGCCUGCUGCUUCACACCAUCACGAGAAGGGUGGUGGAAAAGAGCACCACGCCCAUCACCAUCACGAACAUGGUGGUAAAGGCCACAAGGGUUACAAGGGGCACCACCAUCAUGAACAUGGCAAAAAAGGCCACCACCAUCAUGAGGGACACAAAGGCCACCACGACGAGCAUGGUGGACACAAGAAACACCAUCACCACGACGACGGCCACCACCACGAACAUCACCACGGCGAAAAGGGUGAAAAGGGACACGGAUUCGAAGAAAAAGGCCAUUAUCAUAAGGGACAUUCAACGAAAGGACACCACGGUGUUCAUAAAGUAGACGAAUUCAAAAAAGACAAACACUUCCAUGAGAAACAUGGAGAAUCCGGCCACGAAGAAGGCCAUGGUGGUCACCACCAUGAACACGGUCACAAGAAGGGAGGGCACUUCCACAAAGGACAUAAACACGGUGGUCAUCAUGAACACCACCACGGAAAGAAAGGACAUCAUGAAAAGGGUGGACACCACCACGAACACAAAGGCCACCACGAUGAGGGCAGCCACCACGAGCACCACCACCACCAUCACGGUCACGGCAAAAAAGGAGGCCACGAGGAUCAUAAACACUGGGGAUGGAAGAAAGGACAUUAA